Molecule: messenger RNA, 454 nt
Organism: Psammomys obesus (fat sand rat)
Lineage: Eukaryota; Metazoa; Chordata; Mammalia; Rodentia; Muridae
Gene: Ly6g6d
Product: lymphocyte antigen 6 family member G6D
Exons: 3
Coding region: 1-375 (124 amino acids)
Biological process (GO): acetylcholine receptor signaling pathway
Cellular component (GO): external side of plasma membrane
Molecular function (GO): acetylcholine receptor inhibitor activity
Source: RefSeq, a predicted model, not a curated record
AUGAGCCCCCAACUAGUCUGGAUCCUGCUCAGCGCCCUGCUAGGGGCCGCUCUGGGACACAGAACGCGCUGCCAUGACCUCGGUGGAGGCCCCAGCAGCUCCUGCCAGAAGACGGUGAUCACCUGCCCCGAGGGCGAGCGCUGCAAACCUCAACCCAGCCCGGGACAAGCCAAGCAACCCCUGAGCCAGCAGCGCCCGGCCUGUGUGGCCACCCAUCAGGUGGGCGUGGAGCCGGUGGGAGACAUCACUUUCACGACUCACACAAAGUGCUGCUUUGGAGACGUGUGCAACCGCGCCGUGGCCAGCCCGGCCACCCCCUUCUGCAUCGUGGCGGCAGCUGUCACCACCCUGGCCUGGCUCUUGCCAGGGCUGUAGAGCGGACAGCGGGACUGACGGAAGAGAAGAGACUGAGGCUUCCCAGGAGUGAGUGACUGAACAGCCCAGAGAAGACAGG